GACACUUGAUGGUCGACUUUUCGUUCCAAUCGCCUCACAUUCUUGCACCCAGUUUAAUUUAUUUUAUCGCGUUAAUCUGACUGAGGGAGUGCUAUGGGUGUUUGGUGCUCGUGAUCGUGGAAAUAUUUCGCGUGUGUCCAUUCAAAAUAAAUGGUGAUUUAGACUUAAAUCGUACGGCAUAAACAAUGGCGCCGAAUUUUAGUAAAAUUACUUCACGGACUGAUGUGAAAAUUGCAUUAGCAGCUUCUGCAGCACUUAGUGCCUGGGUAAUCAGGAAUUCACUAAAGUCAAGCAAACACAAAAAUGCCAAGCCCGGCCGGCUAUCACCUGAAGAACAGAUACAAUACAUGAUAAAGGAGCGAGAUAAAAAAGGUCCAAAAGCCCAGGUUGAUGCUCGGUUCAUCGCUGAACUGAAAACACUAUGGAAGAUCAUGAUGCCUUCAAUGUGGUCCAAGGAGAGCGGCUUUAUGGUCCUGAUUGCAAUCUCCUUGAUCUCACGCUCUAUGUGUGAUCUAUGGCUUAUUCAACAUAGUACAUUAAUUGAAGGAUCUAUAAUAACAAUGGAUCACAAGGAGUUUAGAAGGUUAUUAACACAAUUCUUCAUUUCCAUGCCAAUCAUAUCGUUAGUAAAUAAUGUACUAAAAUGGAGUAUAGGAGAACUGAAGUUACGACUUAGGACCAAUUUGACGAUGCACUUGUAUCAGCAGUAUCUGAAGGGCUUCACUUACUAUCAAGUUUCAAACCUCGACAAUCGGAUAUCAAACGCUGACCAGUUGCUGACCACAGAUAUAGAGAAGUUCUGCGAUACUGUUGUAGACUUGUACAGUAAUAUAAGCAAGCCUAUGCUUGAUAUCAGCAUAUAUCUGUACAGACUCACUGUUAAUUUGGGAGCUUCGACCCCUGGUAUAAUGAUGGCAUAUUUACUCUUAUCUGGAGUAUUCUUAACAUACCUCAGAAGACCAACAGCUAAGAUGACGGUCCAAGAACAGAAACUGGAGGGUGAGUUCAGAUACGUGAACUCCAGACUUAUCACAUACUCGGAAGAAAUCGCUUUCUAUCAGGGCAACCACCGAGAGCAACUGACGCUGCUGGCCAGCUUCUACAAGCUGACGAGACAUUUGCGCAACUUCCUCAACUUUAGAGUCGGCAUGGGCUUUAUAGAUAACAUUAUUGCUAAAUACAUAGCCAUCACGGUUGGUUUCUACGCGGUGUCCAGGCCAUUCUUCGCUAUGGACCACAAUCUUCUCACAACUGGAACUGAAAAUGAUAGGUUCAAGCACUACUACACAUACGGUCGUAUGUUAGUGAAAAUGGCGGAAGGCAUCGGGCGGCUGGUGCUGUCAGGCCGCGAGCUCAGCAAGCUGGCGGGGCUGACGUCCCGCGUCACGCAGCUGCGGACCGUGCUCGACGACGUCAACAGGGGCAACUACACCAGGACCAUGGUCGAUAGGAACGUGCAGAAUGGCAGCGCGGAGUUACCAGCUCUGCUAGCGCCGGGCGCGGGCCGCAUCAUCUACCAGGACAAGAUCAUUCGCUUCGACAAGGUGCCGCUCGUCACGCCCAACGGAGACGUGCUCAUUAAAGAACUUACUUUUGAAGUGAGGUCCGGCAUAAACGUACUAGUUUGCGGUCCGAACGGUUGCGGCAAAUCCUCCAUGUUCCGGCAGCUGGGCGAGCUGUGGCCCAUAUUCGGCGGAACGCUCACCAAGCCGCCUAAAGGGAAACUGUUCUAUGUACCACAGAGACCGUAUAUGACGCUCGGUACUUUGAGGGAUCAGAUAAUCUACCCGCAAACCCGCGACGAGAUGUUCCGCCGUGGCCGCGCAGACGAGCAACUGCAUCGUUUCCUCGACAUCGUGCAGCUAUCCUACCUCACCAACCGCGAGGGCGGACUUGAUGCUGUGGAAGACUGGAUGGAUGUACUUUCCGGGGGAGAGAAGCAGAGGAUAGCUAUGGCGCGUCUGUUCUACCACGAGCCGCAGUUCGCCAUCUUGGACGAGUGCACCAGCGCCGUCUCCGUCGACGUCGAGGGACAGAUGUACCAGUACUGCAGAGAGGUGGGCAUCUCCCUAUUCACGGUAUCACACCGCAAGUCCCUAUGGAAGCACCACGACCACUACUUACAAAUGGACGGCCGAGGAGGUUACGUCUUCGAAGAGAUUGACAACGAAACGCAAGAGUUCGGCUCGUGAUCCUCCCCCCUGCUAGACACCUUCAUACAGAUCGCUGUUGACGCGUUCCUUGAUCUAAUGCACUUGGAGCGUUGGGAUCGUGUCGCCAAUUUUACUAUCGUGUAAUAUUUAAGAUAAUUGUCUAUUUGAUAAGGCUAACAUGAAAAUAAUGUUUAGUGUAAGCAAGAAAAAUUUAUAUGGCAUCACUUUUGGAUGUCAGUGUCUUCUGCAAUCUGUCUGUAUAGACAAAGUCGCAAGUAUAACCGGUCAGCUAUGAACGGUAACAGUAUCUGUGUAAAAUAAGUUUCAAUUCAAAAGAGUUUUUGUGCAAUAUCUGCAUAAGUAUUUAGUUGUUCCUUUUUGGAAUUAAAAAAGACAACGCUUCCUGUGCAUUAGUCGUGUAAAAUAAAAAAAGAAAUUGAAGAAUUCAACUUUUGUUGAUCUACACUAUUAUAUAAACAGUUGUAAAAAUAUCUAAGAUUAAUGUGAAAAACUUGUACUCAUAUGACAACUUAUAUUCUACGAUUUUUACCUUACUAUCUUAUAAAAUCUUCGUCGAAAAAUUUAUAUACCAUGGGCUCAACUAUACAAACUAAACUAAAUACAUGAAAUCACACUACUUAUAUUAGAUGUAAAACUAAUUUCAUUAUAACUAGAGUCCGAAUUAGUUUAGUGAACCUAUAAAAUCAAUAUACAGUAAAAUAAGCAAGUCCUAUCUACUCAAACUCAAUUUUUUUUAUUUCAAAUAGGCCUAUGAAGGCUCUUUCGAAACGUCAAAGUUAGGUGCACGGUUCCAAAGACUUACAUUAUAAUUCCAUACUUCAAUCCAUUCUCUUCUAAAACGAUAUUUUUAAUAAACCAGUAAAAUCGAUGCACUUUUAGCAAAGUUUUUAACAUUUAUAUAUUCAAGGGGUUCAGCUAUUCAAAAUGUACAUGUUAUUUAAUUUUAUCUUUUAACAAAUUCAAUAGAAAUAUGAAAUAUAAUUAUUUAUAAUUGAUGUAUUUUAAAUGUGCUAAAUCAUAAUAUACUCGUCAAUGUACAAUUCUCAAAUACUUAUUGUAUGUUCAAAAAUGUAAUCAUUUUGUACUGUAUAACAACACUAAUAGAUGAUAGAAUGAAUUACCAUAAUUAUAGCCUCAGACUAUUGUUAUCAGAACAUUUUAACUAACUAAUAUAAUUACCAGAAAUAUCUUUUUACUCCGUAAAGUGUCUAAAUAUUAGUAAUAAGGUUCUAUUCUAUCAGAUCAGAGGCAUACGAUUCUCUUAGCCUUUCCUUCGUUUUAAUAAUACAAGUACGUAGGUACGCAAAUUUAUAUACUUGUCUAAUUUUCGUGUUUAGAGUAGCUAUAUACGAGUUACCACUGAGGAAAGUUAUACAAUGUAAGAAAUAUAAUUAUUAUUCUGUAUAUAGAGACAGUUAUUUAUUAAUGUUAUGUGAUAGUCAACAAUUUCAAUGACAUAAAACUUUUAUUCAAUAGAAGAUGAUGUAAUUAUCUUUCGAUCAAUCAAUUUUCUAAGAUGUGAAAAAUAAAGUAGAAAACUAUCAGGAUUUCUAUUAUGCUCAGCAAUUAGUAUUUAUCUUGAGGCUCCUUGUCAUAGAAAAGUUCGUCGUAGUACGUCUAUUACUUUACGCGUCUAUGAACACGCCAUGACAAAUAAAGCGGUUCACACACGAGAGACCACGCGUCCAUGAAACAAACGCGCAACCGCCUCACUGGUCACAUUUUUACUCAAAACAAACUGACAAUGAAAUGGCCUUGAUAUCAACAAUACUUAUUUGCCUUCUAUCAACACGUAAUAAACGAAUUCUGCAUAAAAUUAACAAGGCCAUCGUAUCGCGCCUUCGUUUUACUUGAGGCCAUGGCCCAUUAUUUGUAUAAUUUACUGUGAAAAUGUUGUUCGAUGUGACAUUGCUGUGAUAGAUGUUAAGUUUUGUUGUUCUUAACGUGUCGGUGGGUGCUGGGUCAAUAAAGAGGGUUCAGGAAUAUUA
This is a messenger RNA of Helicoverpa zea (corn earworm), 4162 nucleotides long. RefSeq names its product ATP-binding cassette sub-family D member 3 (gene Pmp70). NCBI's taxonomy places the organism in Eukaryota, Metazoa, Arthropoda, Insecta, Lepidoptera, Noctuidae. The record is from RefSeq and is a predicted model, not a curated record. Gene Ontology annotation, cellular component: peroxisomal membrane. Gene Ontology annotation, molecular function: ATP hydrolysis activity; ABC-type transporter activity; long-chain fatty acid transmembrane transporter activity. The transcript is spliced from 15 exons. Bases 186 to 2192 code for a protein of 668 amino acids. Gene Ontology annotation, biological process: peroxisome organization; fatty acid beta-oxidation; very long-chain fatty acid catabolic process.